This is a messenger RNA of Pygocentrus nattereri (red-bellied piranha), 3062 nucleotides long. RefSeq names its product sphingomyelin phosphodiesterase acid like 3A (gene smpdl3a). The transcript is spliced from 8 exons. The coding region runs from base 85 to 1452 and encodes 455 amino acids. Lineage: Eukaryota; Metazoa; Chordata; Actinopteri; Characiformes; Serrasalmidae. Gene Ontology annotation, biological process: sphingomyelin catabolic process. The record is from RefSeq and is a predicted model, not a curated record. Gene Ontology annotation, molecular function: sphingomyelin phosphodiesterase activity.
CACCGUCACGUGACCAGUACAAGCUUCCCGUUUGGGUUUUUGCUCUUCACAGAAACUGAAGCUCUGAGCUGAGCUGAGCUAAACAUGGAGCUGCUGCUGCUGCUGCUCUGCCUGUCUGGACCACUUUUCUACCAGCUCGUCUGUUCAGCACCGAUAAAAGAGUCCAUUAGAGAGAGACACCUGCAGGAAGGAAGCAAAUUCUGGCAUCUCUCGGACCUGCACUUCGACCCCACCUAUCAUGUCAAUAAAGAUCCCACCAAAGUGUGCUUCUCCUCAAAGGGCGUCCCCGUGACAGACCCAGGACUUUUUGGAGAUUUCAUGUGUGACUCUCCGUACCAGCUUAUUCAGUCAGCUUUCAGUCAUAUGAAGCACGUGGACCAACAGCCUGACUUCAUUAUCUGGACUGGAGACAGUCCUCCUCAUGUUCCAGUGAAUGAGUUGUCCACAGAAGCUGUGAUCAGUGUAAUAAGCAACAUGACUCACACCUUACGUCAGUUCUUCCCUGAGCUGCCGGUAUAUCCUGCACUGGGCAACCACGACUACUGGCCACAGGAUCAGCUUCCAGUGAAGACAAGUACAGUUUAUCAGGCUGUAGCCAAACUUUGGACUCCAUGGCUAAGCCCAGAAGCCCUCGCUACACUGCAAGAAGGAGGCUUUUACUCUCAGCUGAUAAAGCCCGGUCUCCGGCUGGUGAGCCUGAACACAAACCUUUAUUACACACCCAACAAGGUGACCGAGAACAUGACUGACCCAGCCGGUCAGUUCAAGUGGCUGCAGGAUACACUGGAGCUGUCCAAACAGAGCAUGGAGAAAGUUUAUGUGAUUGCUCAUGUCCCAAUUGGUUACCUGCCCUAUGCCAAAAACACCACGGCCAUGUGGGAGCACCACAACGAGAAGCUAGUGGACAUAUUCCGUAGCUACAGUGACAUCAUUCAGGGCCAUUUCUAUGGGCACACCCACAGAGACAGCAUAAUGGUUCUGCUGGAUCGCCAAGGAAUGCCUGUUAACUCCAUCUUUGUCGCUCCGGCUGUGACACCAAUCAAAAGUCCUCUGGAGCCGUAUUCAAAUAACCCUGCUGUCCGCAUGUACCUGUACAACCCUCAAGACUAUAGCUUACAGGAUCUCUGGCAGUACUACUUGAAUCUCACUGAAGCAAACAAGAAAGAAAUGCCCAUCUGGAGUCUUGAAUACAUCAUGACUGAAGCCUUUGGUAUCAAAGACAUUCAGCCACAAAGCCUGCAUGAACUUGCCCUGACAUUCGAGAUGCCACAAAGCAAAGCCUUUCAGAAGUAUUUCACUUACUUCAUGGUAAGUUACAAUGAAACUAUCACCUGUGAAGAUGACUGCAAGAUGGUGCAGGUCUGUUCUGUGCACUUUUUGGAUCGUGAGUCGUAUUCCUGGUGUAUCAAAAAAGGAAGCACAGGUGGAUACCACUUUAGAGCCAAAAACUGAAAAGCACACUCUAUUUCAUUUUUGUAUGUAUAUAGGAUUUUGUACCUGAUCACAAAGGCAAGGAAGUUUAGCUUUUCUUAAAGGGAGUCAAUCAGCUAGGAAAACAACUUUUUGAUUGUGUUAAUAUGCAGUGUUUUAAUAAUUUUUGUUUCUAGACUCAACAAUUUACAUUUACAUAUAUGCAUUUGACAAACACUAAUCUAGUGGGACGUUUAUGCUACAGAUGUACUCUCCAGUGGAAAAAAAUAACCGAAAUGGGCCAAGCCAACAAGUUAGAACAGUAAUCUUUUAAUAAUCCUAACAUUAAUUAAAUAGGCAAUAAAUUAUCUAGAAUCAAAGAAUUAAAUAUAACUUAAAAGCAACUUAAAAUAAAAUAGGCUCACUUUGAUUUCUUCAAAUGUUAAAGUCUUAUGGAUAAACUUGCAUACAGGCUUUUAGAGAUAGAAGAAGCAAUAUUGUUCCACAGCAUUGAUGGCUUCCAUUGCCAAGCUAGUUUGUGUUUAAUCUGAGACCAAAUAUUCUCUAUAGGCUUUAAAUCUGGACUCUGACCAGGCCAAAACUAACAUUAUAAACCAUUGUAUUUUGGGUUUUGCCUGUUUUUUAUUUUGAACAGGAGUGUAGGGCAAUAUAGUGUAAUUAUUGGUAUAGGGAAUCACAUCCAAAUGAGUCUGCUGCAUAGAGGGCAACUGUGUUACUCUCAGUGCUAUACCAAAAAACUAAAUGCCCAACUGAUUACUCAAAUCAAUUUACCAGAGUAUGUCGUUGCUUAGAGCACACACCCCUGCUUUUCUGUAGCUACAAGACUUUUUUGAUACAGCCUUUGGUAGCAUUACGUUUAUCUGUUUCUUUUUCUUGUGAUUGAUUAUGAUGAUUUAUCAGAUGAUCAGGGGUCUGUCUCAUUAAGCACAGUGUUCUUAAAGCUUUAGCUUCUACACCCUCGGUUAACAAGCUUUACAGCAGCCUUUAUUAACAGCUCUAUUCAGGUUUAGACACUCAGGCUGUGAUUAAUCAUAUGCACAUGAAAAUGUAAUGUUUUUGACAGACAGACAGUCACUGCUUAGCAACCGCUCAGCUAUGCGACCGUACCUUGCUUUUAGCUUUCAGGCUUGUAGCAGUGAGUUAGUGUACCUAGUGUGCAGAUAUUCAGAAGAUGUGCUGGUUAUUGUUAUUGCUUUAUGUAAAUUGGGGGAAAAAACAUAAGGGCUUACAGUGGUGCUAUCAUUGUGGUGCUGCACAACCCUCGUAUAACCUGCUUUUACCUGCAUGGUGAUGUGGUCUGUGAUCCACUGUUGUGAGUCAGAAAGUCAGAGGUUAAAUCAAACUAAGUUUAAAGUGAGCUGGCUAAGUAUUAUGAGGCAGGCCCCAGAUCAGUUUACAUGAAAGGAAUAGAUUGUAAUGGUUGUACAAUUUACAGUUUUAUGUCCUUUUAAGCUGGUUUUUUUUGUGACUACCACUGUUUAAUCAAAUCUACUUGCUGCUGAAUUAUUGUUCACUGUAAUUUAGGCAUGAAAUCAUUUGAAAAUGCCAUUUUGAUUCAUCAAGGCCAGAUGUCUCUCCACUAUUGUGGACUGUGCCUUCUUUGCACAAUAAAUAAAAUUGUUGACAACUGA